This is a messenger RNA of Cajanus cajan (pigeon pea), 1608 nucleotides long. RefSeq lists its product as uncharacterized. NCBI's taxonomy places the organism in Eukaryota, Viridiplantae, Streptophyta, Magnoliopsida, Fabales, Fabaceae. The record is from RefSeq and is a predicted model, not a curated record.
AUGCGUGAAGGAGAAAACACGCGAAGAGAGAGGCGAGAGGGGAGGUCUCCCCCGAGAGAUCCUCCAGGAAAGAGUACAGAGACUCACCAGCAAGCUGUCCAUGGAGACUUCAACACUAUAGCGGGAGGAUUCGCUGGAGGGGGCCCGACAUCAGCAGCACGGAAGAGGUACUCUCAGUCUGUUUUAUCCGUCUCGGACCGGGUGAAACCAUCUCGGCCUCCUAUCACCUUUUCAGACGCCGACUUCGAAGGUGUGUCCCCACAUGAGGAUGACCCGAUUGUCGUCUCGGCGAUAGUCAUGGGUUAUAAUGUGAAACGCGUACUGGUGGACCAGGGCAGCUCGGCAAACAUAAUGUUCUGGGAAGCUUUCGUCGGGAUGAAAAUUCCGACUGACCGUCUAAUGUCAUAUGCAGGUACUUUAGUUGGUUUUGCAGGUGAUCAGGUAAUAGCUAGGGGAUACGCCGACUUGGAGACAACUUUCAGCCAGGGAGACUACAUGAAGACUAUCACUGUCCGAUACCUGGUGGUCAAUGCUCAGUCGUCCUACAGCAUACUAGUCGGACGACCGACAUUGAAUAAGUUGGGAGCAGUUGUCUCCACAGCCCACUUGAAGCUGAAGUACCCUUUACCCAGCGGGAAGGUUGGGGUCCUCCGUGUUGAUCAAGAAGUCGCAAGGAAGUGCUACGAGGACAGUUUGAGGGCGAGGAGACAGUUAUAUGUGACACAGGUUGAUCGGGGGAUCCAAUCAAUCGAGUUGGAUCUGAGGAUGACCCACUUCGAUUCCCGACCAGCCCCAGCAGAAGACGUGAAGGAAGUUAGCUUGGCCGAGGGAAAAAUGGUCAAGAUUGGUGUGUCCUUAACUAAGGAAGAUGAGGAAGGGUUGCUGAUCGUAUUGAAGAGCAAUGUGUCGGCUUUCGCAUGGAGUGCUGGCGACAUGCCAGGCAUUGAUCCCGACUUUCUAUGUCACCGUCUAAUGGUCGACCCCAAUGCGAAACCGGUGAUCCAGAAACGACGAAAGUUUGGAGAGGAUAAGAAGAGGGCCAUAGCCGAGGAGACAAAGAAAUUGUUGACAGCUGGUCACAUUCGAGAAAUCCAAUACCCGACAUGGCUGGCGAAUGUGGUAAUGGUACGAAAGAGUAACGGAAAUUGGAGGAUGUGCACGGACUUCACCGAUUUAAACAAAGCUUGUCCAAAAGAUUCAUACUCGCUGCCCAACAUAGAUUGUCUAGUCGACAACGCAUCGGGGUAUGAAUUGUUGAGUUUCAUGGACGCGUACUCGGGGUACAAUCAGAUCAGGAUGCACCCAGCUGAUGAAGAUAAAACAACGUUCAUGGCUGAUCAGGCCAGCUACUGUUACAAGGUGAUGCCUUUCGGAUUGAAGAAUGCAGGGGUGACGUACCAGAGGCUUAUGGACAAGGUGCUGGCCGAUCAACUCGGAAGGAAUGUGGAGGCGUACGUAGACGACAUGGUGGUCAAGUCGCCCAGCGUGAGUCGGCAUUUUUCCGACCUUCAAGAGUCGUUCGACACCCUAGCACACUACCAACUCAAACUGAAUCCCACGAAGUGCUCUUUCGGCGUCCAAGCGGAAAAUUCCUCGGUUUCCUACUGA